Messenger RNA from Zootoca vivipara (common lizard), 1587 nucleotides. RefSeq names its product acidic mammalian chitinase-like. Gene Ontology annotation, cellular component: extracellular region. The record is from RefSeq and is a predicted model, not a curated record. Gene Ontology annotation, biological process: carbohydrate metabolic process; chitin catabolic process. Lineage: Eukaryota; Metazoa; Chordata; Lepidosauria; Squamata; Lacertidae. Gene Ontology annotation, molecular function: chitin binding; chitinase activity.
CAAUGUUAGGUCAGUACAGAGACCAAGAUGGCCAAGUUGAUGCUUCUUACCGGUCUGGUGCUCCUGCUGAAUGCACAAAUAGGUUCUGCCUAUGUGCUAUCAUGCUACUUCACCAACUGGGGCCAAUACAGACCAGGCCUUGGGAAAUACAAGCCCGACAACAUUGACCCUUGUCUAUGUACUCACCUGAUCUAUGCCUUUGCUGGGAUGCGCAACAAUGAGAUUGCAACCAUUGAAUGGAAUGACGUCACUCUUUAUAAAUCUUUCAAUGGCUUGAAAAACCAGAAUGGGGACCUGAAGACUCUUCUGGCAAUUGGAGGCUGGAACUUUGGAACAGCACCAUUUACUGCAAUGGUUGCCACUCCUGAGACCCGCCAGACCUUCAUCAACUCUGUCAUCACUUUCUUGCGCCAGUACGAGUUUGAUGGGCUGGACUUUGACUGGGAGUACCCUGGCUCUAGAGGCAGCACUCCUCAGGAUAAGUCCCUCUUUACUUUAUUGGUUAAGGAAAUGUUGGAAGCCUUUGAGAAGGAAGCCAAACAAGUGAACAGACCCAGACUCAUGGUCACUGCUGCUGUUGCUGCUGGUCUUUCCAACAUUGAGUCAGGCUACCAGAUUCCUGAGCUUGGCCAGUAUCUGGACUAUUUCCAUGUGAUGACCUAUGACUUCCAUGGCUCCUGGGAGAGAUACACUGGAGAGAACAGCCCUCUGUACAGAGGUCCUGCAGACACUGGUGGCAACAUCUACUUCAAUGUUGACUAUGCCAUGAACUACUGGAAGAAGAAUGGUGCCCCAGCUGAGAAGCUCAUUGUUGGAUUCCCAACUUAUGGACACACCUUCAUCCUCAGCGACCCAUCCAACACAGCUGUUGGUGCUCCCACAACAAGCGCUGGGCCUGCUGGACCAUAUACAAGACAAGCUGGCUUCUGGGCUUACUAUGAGAUCUGCACCUUCCUGAAGAAUGGUGCCACUCAAGCUUGGGAUGCUUCGCAAGAUGUGCCUUACGCCUACAAGGGAAAUGAGUGGCUGGGGUAUGACAACAUCAAGAGCUUCCAAAUCAAGGCUGAGUGGUUGAAGAAGAACAACUUUGCAGGUGCUAUGGUUUGGUCUCUUGACUUGGAUGACUUCACUGGUACUUUCUGCAACCAAGGCAAAUACCCCUUGAUCACCACCCUGAAGAACGCCCUUGGACUGCAGAGUGCUAGUUGCAAAGCCCCUUCCAAGCCCAUUGAGCCAAUCCCACCAGCCCCCAGCGGUGGUGGUGGAAGCUCUGGUGGCAGUUCCAGCAGUGGCUCUGGUGGCAGCCCAAGCAGUGGCUCCGGUGGCAGCCCCAGCAGCGGAGGCAGUGGAUUCUGUGCUAGCAGAGCCGGAGGCCUGUACCCAGACCCAACAGACAAGAACAGCUUUUACCACUGUGUGAACGGCAGGACUUACCUGCAGCAUUGCCAGACGGGUCUCGUCUUUGAUGCCAGCUGCUCCUGCUGCAACUGGGCAUGAAGUGAUCAGGUUUUAAAAACUCCAUAGUCUUCCCAAUCCGACAUUCCAUGUAGCUGCAAAAAGUGAAAUAAAAUUCAGCAAAACCCAUAA